Messenger RNA from Emiliania huxleyi CCMP1516, 774 nucleotides. RefSeq lists its product as hypothetical. The record is from RefSeq and is a predicted model, not a curated record. Gene Ontology annotation, cellular component: nucleus. The transcript is spliced from 4 exons. Gene Ontology annotation, molecular function: transcription coactivator activity. Gene Ontology annotation, biological process: transcription by RNA polymerase II. The coding region runs from base 1 to 711 and encodes 236 amino acids. Lineage: Eukaryota; Haptophyta; Isochrysidales; Noelaerhabdaceae.
AUGGGAUACGGCGACGCGAGCGCCAAGUCGAAGAAGGCUGACAAAGCCGCGGCCGCCGAAGAGGCAUCAGCCUCCCGUCCGAUGCCGGAGCAGCCCAGCCAGUCGUCUCGGCGCGACCGUCCUGGCGCGUCGCAGAGGGCGAAGGAGGACGACGCGUGGGCGGAGGGCGCCAAGGGGCAGAACAAGAAGAAGGCGGCCGAGGAGGAGAAGAAGGCGGCGGCGGCGGAGCGGAAGGCGGCGGCGCGGGCGCAGGAGGAGGAGGAGAAUGCGGAGCUCGCCAAGCCCAAGGGCGGCGGCAAGGACGGCAAGAAGAAGGCGGGGGGGUCGUCCAAGAUGACGCGCGCCGAGAUCGCGGCCAAGGCGAUGGCGGCGAUGGAGGAGCAGAAGAAGGCGGAGAAGAAGAAGCAGAAGCAGAUUGAGGCGACGGGAGGGAACGAGUACAUUGGCGCGGUGCACGAAAACACCAACCGGGCAGAGGGCGUCGACGCGUCGGGCAUCGACGACGCCAUUGCCGCGCUCGACGUCGGCGGCGGCGGCGGCGGCGGCGGCGGAGGGCCGAAGAGGGUCAACCGGAAGGCGCUGUACAAGGAGUUUGAGGAGCGCGAGCUGGCGCGGCUGAAAGAGGAGAACCCGGGCCUCAAGCUGUCGCAGCUAAAGGAGCGCGUCUCCAAGGCUUGGGAGAAGAGCCCCGACAACCCCGACAACGAGUAGGCGAGCUAGGCUGGGCGUGCUUGACGUAGCUCGUAGGAUAUCUUUAAUCUUAAGGCCCCGCGU